Messenger RNA from Thunnus maccoyii (southern bluefin tuna), 1800 nucleotides. RefSeq names its product lactose-binding lectin l-2-like. The coding region runs from base 1225 to 1704 and encodes 159 amino acids. The transcript has a single exon. The record is from RefSeq and is a predicted model, not a curated record. NCBI's taxonomy places the organism in Eukaryota, Metazoa, Chordata, Actinopteri, Scombriformes, Scombridae. Gene Ontology annotation, molecular function: signaling receptor activity.
UGUAACACAAAGUAUCUUCCCAACUCUCCAUAGACCUUAUUAAUACAGAUUGUCAUUUUAACUUUUGGGGUACACUUAAUAAAUGUGUAGUUUAUCCAGUAUAUAUGUGUAUAUUUUAAACUGCCACUCUUCACAUACACACAACAUAACUGUUGGGCGUAACCUAAAACAUUUAAUCUGACAUCUACAAGUAAAUCCAGAGUUUUACAUUUACUAACAUGAGCAAACAUAUCUGUGGAGGUCUGCUUAUACAGCUCCUCAAUGGCAAUUAUAAUGAGCCAUUUUAAUUCAUUAUGACACUGAGAUAUUUAAAGCAAUAUAAAAACUUAAAUUUUCUCCAUUUCAUUUUGCUAAUAUCAACUUUUCUACAACUGAAAACUAAAACUUGAGUUAUAUAACUGUUGGCCAUCAACGUCCAUUUCUCACAUAAGCCACGUGUUUUAUUUCUUCACCUGCUGGUUUGCGUAAAUUCAAAGUGAUUGGCUGUCCCAGAUAUUUAUAUUCUGUAUCAGAUAAAUAUGGGAACAGCACAGGUGUAACAGCUCUUAUGAUGUAAUCACAAGUACACUACCUUACACAUGGAUAUCUUUUUAUGUAUUCAAAACUCAAUAUUUACUUGGUUCUGAUGGUAAAAUCACACUGUUGUGAGUUAGUUUAUAUUAGAUCUCUGAGGUUUUUCCCAAAUCAUUUUAGUGCCAAGAGCAUCUUUACUUCAUCACAAGGCAAAAUUCAAAGGUGAACACUUUAGUGUUAUGAUCAGCUGAUCCUUGUCGAGCAUUAAAAACUCAAAAAAUAAAUAAAUAGAAUAAAUAAAAAAUAAAAAUUCUUCUUGGCACUUUUUGGUAGUGCAAUGAGAAAAGAUAUAUUCAUUCCUUAACUUAGUUUUGUUUUAAACAACACCAAUCUGUUUUUACCUCACAGGGUCUUUAUUGGGAUGGAAGGAGAAUGAAUGGAUUAGACCUUAUAUAUUAUUUGAAUAAGUUGUAGGUUAUAUGUGACAUCUCCAGGUGUGCUGGUCUUUUUUGGCUUAUUUUCAGAUACUGUGUGGCAGUGUGCAACUGAAUAUGUUUGUCAAGUACACUUGGCCAAUACUAUUACAACAACAGUGCAGACACCCACUCCACAGCAUAUAAAAGAAAACAGACUGUUACUUGUCUCCUCCUGGAUCUCCAUCCCACUCACUGGCGCAUAUCAGCUCUGCUUCUGUGACACAGGGACACUAUCAUGCUCUUGUUCCUCUUCUUGUUUGGUCUGGCUCUGGCCACCGCAUCUCCUUCAGGUGACCGUGAAGUGAAGCUACAGCAGGGCGACUGUCCCAUGUUCUGGUACAGCUUCAACGGCCGCUGCUACAAGUACAUUGCCACACGUAUGACCUGGGCUGAUGCAGAGUUCCACUGUGUGUCAGAGAGUGCCAACCUGGUGUCUAUCCACAGUCUGAGUGAGAACAAUUUUGUCAAAUCCCUGAUCAAGAACUUUGACCCUGCUGUCUCACCCACCUGGAUCGGACUCAGUGACAUCCAUAAAGAAGGAAGAUGGAUGUGGUCUGAUGGAUCUGCAGUCCACUUUGUCUUUUGGGACAAAGACCAGCCAAACAAUUCAGGAAACUGUGUGCACAACAACUUGGGCAGUCAGCUGAAAUGGAAUGACACUCCUUGUUCUGAGACAUUCCCUUUUGUCUGUGUAUCUCGCACAGUUUGUCCUUAGGAUCUGAGAUGGUUAUGUCCGAUUCAACCAAUGACUUUCCACCUGUUGCUCUGUUGAAAUGCAUUGGUUCUCAACAAUAAAGAUAUAUUUCUGCAA